Hyposmocoma kahamanoa is the source of this 1052-nucleotide messenger RNA. RefSeq lists its product as uncharacterized. The transcript is spliced from 2 exons. The annotation marks the transcript as partial. The record is from RefSeq and is a predicted model, not a curated record. Lineage: Eukaryota; Metazoa; Arthropoda; Insecta; Lepidoptera; Cosmopterigidae.
AUGUCGCUCGGAAAGAUCGAAGCGUUUGAUGUCACGAAAGACAAUUGGAAUUUGUACAUUGAUCGUCUGGAACAGUACUUUCUGGUAAACGACGUCAAGGAUACAAUGAAGGUGCCUACCUUAAUUACAGUUAUAGGUAGUGAGGCUUACGAACUUAUGGACAAUUUGUGUACACCCGUAAAACUAUCUACAAAAAAAUAUAGUGAGUUGGUGGAAUUGAUGCGCAAGCAGUUGCAACCGAAACCUAGUUUACUUGCAGAACGCUCCAAAUUCAGACAACGUGUUCAAAAAAACGGCGAAUGCGUCGUAGAAUAUGUCACAGAAUUAAAAAAACUAUCGAAAGAUUGUCAAUUUACGGCCGAGACGUUAAAAGAAAAUUUGCGUGACCAAUUCGUGUGUGGUUUAAGAAACGAAAAUAUCACACAGCGGCUAUUCGCGGAGGACAAUGUAAGUUUCGAUGAUGCAUUUAAAAUCGCAGUGAGCAUAGAAGCGGCCGAGAAAGACGCGGCACUAGUGGAGGAGCAUUCCUGGCGGUGUGACGUCACGCCGAUGCCAUCGUCAUCGUCGGCGGUACACAGGCUAACGUAUGCGCGCGCGAGGGGCAGCGGUGACAGCGGGGCGCGCGGUGCGGCCGCAGCGACGAGAACCGGUCAGCCGGCUGGCAGAUACGACGUGCGCACAAGUUCGAGGCGAUAUGUAAGCGGAAGUCCAAUUGAACCAAGAGAAGCGGAUAUUGUAAGGUGUUUGCGGAUGGCCUCGGGAGGUUUACCGGCGGGACAGUGGGGUUCAGAUUACGCGAGGGUGCGCGACCGGUGUUUAUGCGCGCACGGCCGCUGGCGUACGCGCUGCGCGAGCCGGUGGGCCGCGCUGGACGACAUGGUGCGCGACGGAAUCAUCAGCCCUGUUACUACAUCCGACUGGGCUACACCGAUAGUACCGAUCAUGAAGAAGGACGGAACCAUUCGCGUAUGUGCUGACUUUAAAGUUACUUUAAAUAAGUGUCUUGAGGUGGACCGUUUCCCUGUGCCAAAAGUAGAAGAUUUACUUGCUAG